CUGGACGCCUUCAACGCGACGAGCCCCCUGCGCCCUGCAUGGGAACCCGUCGACGACCUCGUAGACUACGGUGGCUCUGCGGGGGGUUGGUACCUUGGCACGAACGGAACCAACGCCUCGGACGAUAACACCAACUACACCACUCAAGGGCAGGAGCAGAGUGGGGAGGUUCUGGUGCCAGUGCUGCCACCCUUCGAGCUGUGGCAGACGGUGCUCAUCGCUCUGUGCCUGGCGAUGUGCAUCGUACUCACUGUAGGCGGAAACAUCCUCGUACUGCUCGCCUUCAUCGUGGACCGAACAAUCCGGCAGCCUAGCAACUAUUUCAUUGCCUCACUAGCCGCCACUGACAUGCUCAUAGGUACCGUGUCCAUGCCGUUCUACACAGUGUACGUUCUUAUGGGGUACUGGAACCUGGGUCCCAUCCUGUGCGACCUCUGGCUGUCGGUGGACUACACGGUGUGCCUCGUGUCCCAGUACACGGUGCUUCUCAUCACAAUAGACCGAUUCUGCUCCGUGAAGAUCGCGGCCAAGUAUCGGAACUGGAGGACCAAAAACAGGGUAAUAUGGAUGGUAACUAUCACCUGGAUCAUCCCUGCCUUACUAUUCUUCAUCAGCAUUUUCGGCUGGGAGCACUUUGUAGGUUUCAGGGAUUUACUCCCAGGCCAGUGCGCGGUGCAGUUCCUCAAGGACCCGGUGUUUAACACGGCGCUGAUCAUUGGUUAUUACUGGACCACUCUCGUUGUCCAAAGUACUUUGUUGAGUCAGGAUAAACCCAAGUCGACUGGUGCAACGGAGGCGGGAAAUAAGGUGCAGACACACGGAGGACUGACGGUGAUACCAGCGGGUAGCGCUGCCAACAGCGGGGACUCUGCUUCGAGCCACAAGACGUCGUCAAACAAGACGACAGCCACCACGGCGACCACCACCACCACCACAGCGGAGACCACGAGCUUCUCGGAGCGCCGCGGAAUUACGUCUGUGGCAGGGACUCAGCAGAUCGAGGGCGAGCGGUCCAGCAGUCCGGCCUUCGAGUCCGACGAGGAAAGUACGACUGCGGUCAGUCGGCAACAGAGCUGGAAGGGGAAGAGAACUCAGACCCUCAAUACGAGCCGCGUAAAUGGCACCAUCCCAGUGAAGGUUCCGGAACACAUUACCCCUACUACCCCAAACCCAGAGCCACUGCCACAAAUCCCGGAACAGAGCCUUCUCGACACAGACAACCCUCCGGAAGAAUCCAACGCCUCUGACACGUUACCCCUCCAGCCAGCUCCCGUCUUUACCCCCAGUCCGCCUUCCCUUCAGGACACGUGCAGCGCCACCCAUCAAGUGGCCAUCAUCCCACCUCCUGAGCAAUUCCAAACGACUCCCCCCAUCACCGUGAACUUUUCGACAGAGAGGCCGCGCAGCCUGCUGGUUAGCACUGUGACAUACGACAUCCUUCUCGGGAUGGACGGAGCGGAUCUCCGCUAUAUGGACGAGAGCUCCAUUAUCGUGCCGUCUCCCAUCUUCGAGAGCCCUCCUUCAUCGCUGAGCAUUGCUAACGCCUCUUCCUCCACGGCCCCACCAUCCCCCGUGCACGCGAUGAACUCCAACGCCGUCAGCAACACCUCCCUACUACAAGCAGCGCUCAUCAGGGCUGCAGCUCAGCAGUCCUGUCACACCACUGCAAGCAACCCGUCCACCACAGUGGUGACUGUGAGCGAGCCUACCAUCAACAAGGUCAACACGGAAGUCAGCAUCAUCGGCGAAGAUCCGAAGCGGCCUGUGACGAGUGUCAUAGGCAGUUCCACCCAGGAGUUGUCGGAAGACGUCACGGUGAUAGAGAGGGAGGGACUGGAGAGACAGUCCGCCCUGGGCACAAACGUCACUCCCACCACAACCACCUCGAACUCACUGGGGCACCAGGCGCCCGGGCACUCGAAACCGGUGCCAGGCCAGCAUCAAGACGGUAGCGCUUGUAGGAAAGACUUCGUGAAGACGAUCGGCAAGAGGUUUAAAGGAAAACGGAAGAACAAGGACGCACUGACCAUCGGAAGACAGAAGUCAAAAUCUGAAAACCGCGCAAGGAAAGCUUUUCGCACCAUUUCGUUCAUUCUGGGGGCCUUCGUGGCGUGCUGGACGCCUUACCACAUCCUGGCGCUGGUCGAGGGCUUCUGCGCCAACCCUCCCUGCACCAACGAGCAUCUGUACAUGUUCUCGUAUUUCUUGUGCUACGCAAACAGUCCUAUGAACCCGUUCUGCUACGCAUUAGCAAACCAGCAGUUCAAGAAAACCUUCACGCGCAUUCUAAAGGGAGACCUGCACAUGACUUGAAGACCAAAAACAGAGAGAUAAUCCACUCUUAAAGUGGCUUCAUCCUUUAUAGAUCAUUUACAAACGCAGCAUCCCUGUUAUGUAACAAAUUUCAUCAACAGUUCGAAAGAAAUUUCACACACACACACACAGAAAUCCCGCAUCCUCACGGUGCCUUAGUUAGUGUCCUCUACUCAUCUAUUAAAAUUCACACGACCUUCAUUAACUCAUCCAAGACGCCGUUGGCAACACUGCUUAUUAGAAAUAAUAGCUGAUUAGUUCACAGGAAUUUUCAAUUGUUUGUAACAGACAACCAGCGCGGAAAUAUAAAACCAAAAUGUCUACCUGAAAAAAUUAGAUAGCUUAGUACUGUCGUCUGCAAUGUCACCCUGAAACAUUUCCACCCCACUUUUGAGGAUAUCACGUGGAAGAGCGAAGACUUUACGCUCGGUAGAUGAUCUGAUGUCCUCCGAAGUGUCUGAAUUCCCGGAGGAAACCAAAUGGCUUCAAUACUAAUGUGUCAGAAAAUUUCCUUCAUUCUUUAAUCACUUGUUGCUGAGAAAAUUAAGUUUAAGCUUUGUAGUUACAUUUCGGAACACUGUAUGUCUAGUGAGCUAGUGUGCUACGUGCUCACUGAACAUAAUCGACAAAUGAAUUCCUUUGACUCUACCUGCAGACUGUCUUUACGUUCGCUUUGAAUAUCCUACAGCGAAAGAUAAAUGAGAUUCAUUCAACAGCUCCCCUAGUUCAACACAGGAUAUACGAAGUUCAAAACAAUGCUGGUAACUUGUGGGACCUAAUGACAGUGUGUUCGUGUUUAAGUCUGUGUGUACGUGAGUGUGUGUUUCUCGCUUAGUAGCAUGAAAGUUUAAAUAGAAACAUGUCUAUGUACUUCUAUAGAGGAUCCAUAGGGCCUAAAAGUUAUUGAUGUUACAUACGUGUGCGAUAUAGAACUUCAUAUGUUUUAACAUGAAGUAUCACAGUAAGAAACAUAUUCUACUUUAUGUAAACCAACCAGUGCGUCGGUAAAUUUUAAGGAUGCUUCGUGUCGAUUGAACCCAAAGGACAGAAACACUAAGAUGUCGCGAGAUGUGGGCGAUUUCGUCCAUGGGGAAUGUACAAAUAAUAAACAAAUCCCCAACUGAACCCUCUAAAACCAAAUAGUAGUUAUUUCAAUAUUCCAAAUCGUAUAUUAUUUGUAAACAUCUUUGCUCUGUUCUUAAGAGCGAUGGUUUCGUUGUUACGAAACCAUCGCAUUUGGAAUUGUAACAUUGCUAAGCUUUCUGUCAAUUUACUUUUAACCAUGCUUGUACUCCAAGAAAGACCUCGUCACAAACACCACAAAGGAGGUUGUAAAAAUGUAAAUAAUUAUUUUAGUAAUUUAGAUAUUAGACAGAGGAAGAUCCGAUGCUGUGGAAUAUGUCCCUUAAUCAGAGACUGGUUCUAGUCACUUAAGUGUAAGGAGAACGCAACCUGUGUUACGUGAGCCACGAGUUGUCUACGUGGACGCGAAACAAAAUGUUUCUGGAAUUUUGUAACGUAUGCAAUAAGUUAAUUUGUGUUAAUUACAUAACAAUUUUAGUUUUGAUUUUUAAGUUACAAUUAAUUAACUUGCAUUAAAUUAGCUCGUUAAAAUUGAUUUUCCUAUGAAACGCUAGAGCGUUAACGAGGAAAAUACGAAAUGGUAGCGCAUUACAUUUCACACUCUACGCUUGAAAUAAAUUUGAUUUAUCGCCCUGAUGAUGGAGGUAGCUUGGACCUCUGAAACGCUGGUAAACAUCUACAAGACCACGUGGCCCUACUAUCUAGAAGAGCACCAUCUUCCUACUCACCGCCUUCAGAACCUCAGAUCCUAAAUUUAUGUUUCGUCAAUAUUAAUCUUCACAGAUAUUCUUGAAUGUUAUAUUUUAAGAAUUUAAAGUUUACUAAAAGAAAUUAUAUGUUUGAAAGAAUGCCCGUACAAUAUUUGACACUGAGGAAUGGUUUCCGAAAUAUUAUUCCCAAACUGUAGGAUAUUUUACAGUCUACUAUAAUAUGGUUAAAAUAUUAUUUAAUAAGCUAAACCUAAGGUGGUACACACGUAUAUUCGGCUAAAAGUAAUUAUACUCCACACGACCAUCCAUUUUCGAAUGAAAUUUAAUUUGUAUCUUUACGAAAAGUGUUGUUAUAAUGAAACAUGGUGAGUUAUUUUUUAAAUUUAACGUUAAUAAUGGCAUUCUGGUCUUUGAUACAGAUUAUGAAAUAAGAGCCUUAGUCUUUGAAGCAUAAUUUUGAAGGAAAUAAGAAUUGGAUUUAAAAUUUAUAUUCCACAACAUCACAACUUCCUUUAAUCAUAGUGGUGUGUUUAUAAUUAUAAAAUUAAAAGAAAAUGAUGUGCGCUGGCGAUAAUGCUUUAUAAAGCUGUUUCUUAUUUAUAUUAGGUUUCGGUUUGUAACUGAAAACAUAUUUCUAAGUGUCCUCGUAUCCAAGGAGUUGUACAUAAGUCGCUCAUUCUGUCACAGAAUUUUUUUAAUUCUAUGACAUUCGAAGAAAAUCCAAAUUCUUCGUUCACUGGACACACAGAAAUUGUUGCCAAAGAAAACCACAAGAUGGAGGCAGUUCGCUGACUUAGUGAGCCCUAAGUCAGCGUCCUCCUUACAUCUGCUAGAAAGUAGUUAAUAGUAUCGAUAUGUGUGAUCUUCAGUUCGAUAUAUCGUGUAAUAGAGCAUGUUCCUUGCGUCUAAAUUGCCCUCUGCAAGGGACAUAUAAUUAUUAUUAUUAAAUUAAAAUAAUUCCGUAAUAUUAUCAAUGACAAUUAAUCUAUAUACCGAUGUCUGUGUUUUAUAAAACCCACACAAAUCUGUAUAGAAUGUGAAUUUUUGCUAAUUAUUUAAAGAUAAUUCUUUGGUGUUCGGUAAAAUACGAUUAAGACAAUAGAAACUACUCUGAUUUUAAGUUCACUUACCGAGCAACAAGGAAUUCCCUUUUUUUUACUACAAACAUGAAAAUGUCCAAGUCAAUUUAACAGGUACGUCAGUUAUUUCAAAAUAAAUAAUUGCAUAUUUCAAAGAAUUUGCGGUACCAACGUUAAAACGUAAAAGUUUAAAAGAGCUGUAAGGUCUGAGAAGUGAAUAUACACCGCAGAUGAAGCAAAGGAUCGGCAGUGGAUGAAAGGACAAAGUGUUGACCGGCAAUUAAGUUCAGACGUCGGACACUCACGUCCGGCAAAAGUCGAACCUUUGUUUCUUAUUUCCACGUUAUCAAUAUAUUUUCGUACUUAUCAUAAACGUGGAGAAUUUCUUAGAAUGUCUAAUGUCGUAUAUAAGAAUGGCAAACAGUUACAACACUAAGUUAGACUAGUUCGUGUGUCAAAGCUGGGAACAUCAGAACAACAACAUCCUAUCAACUUGUUUUUCCAACAUUCCGUACAAACCGUAGAAAUCCAAUUAUAUAACAUUCUAAAGUAGGAUUAGAAUAAUUAGAUUUAAUUAAAUUAUUGGUAAGAUAAAUUUUAGCAAAUUAUGUGAUAAGGUACGUGACACUUACCAGGGCGAGAAGCCGUGAGUUCUUGUGGUUAAUGCAACAUUCUGCUUGUCUUAAUUUCCUUCCCUGGUAAAACCCAUGUACUCUCUCGCACGAUUUAUCUGAAAUAUAUGUAGAAGUAACAAGUUAUGUAUCAUCUGAAUGCAAAAAUCAGCUUUAUGGUUGUAAUACCUCAACAAGCUUGGACCAUUUCCUGAUCAUUAGAUGUCCUCUAGCACAGAUAACAUCCCUGUUACACAUAUCAUUUUGCAAUAAUUGUGUAUUCCUGUAUUCUCGCCCUAAAUCUCGAGUUACUGAACUUGACAAAAUGUCUAGGAUCGAGAAAUGAAAAUUCAGAUGGGAAAUCUGCCCCCCCCCCCCAACAACAACAACAACGCCGUUCGUGAAAAAGCGAACGGAUCCUUGCAUGCCGUGUUGUGAUGUCUCGCCUUAGCGACGCAGACUAGAAUUUUAACUUGUCACUAGUUUCACAAAUACUUGUAGGAUAAUAAGAAUUUAAUUAAAAUGUAUCACCGAAGCUUUCUUUCAAGUUUAGAUUUCCUCUAAACUUUUACAUUCUAUUUGAAAUAUUUUAAAUCCACAAUAAUGACACUUAAAACACAUUUUAAAUGCAAGUGAUUUUCUUAGUGUAAGAACCAGCAUCUCAUCAGAUUUUAUGACGCGGAAUAAGAGAAGUUCUUAGUCCACAAAUGAGUUCAGGCCAAUUUCAUAAAUGGGCCGUGUUCUUCAUCGGAGAAGAUCCGACACGAAACGUCGCUUUCUCGUGUAAAAAUUCGCAAUAACGAAAGAAACGAGAUUAUGAGAAAAACAUUAUUCUCAGGCACUUUUCCUUAAACAUUGGCCUUCGGUAAAAAAAAAAAAUUUAACAAGAUUUAAAAUCAGGAGUUUUUUUCCCCUGUGAAUAAUUUUUUUUAUUUUAUUUCCUAUUUAUAACUACAAUCAAACGAAAUUUAUACAGUUUCGUAUAUUCACACCUCCGUAUCUCAGAUUUUGACGUUCAAAAUUCUACACUGAAUUAAUAAUAAUCGUAUUUUCAGAUUGACAGUUAAAGGCCUACGUGUGUUUAAAUUGUUAUUUAUUUAACUUAAAAAUGACUUUCAGCUUCUCAGAUCAUUAAUUUCUUCAAGUUUCGUGUAAUAUUAAAUUACUUUUUCCUACUUACAGUGAACAUUAAGGAAAUCAGGCAAUUGACUUCAAAGCAUUGCGACGUAUGUACUAAGAACAGGAUUUUACAUAAAAUUUGAUUUAGUAAAUCAGUUAAAAUUUCUAAACAGCCAAACGAGAAUUUCAUGAUGACGGAAUGUAACAUCGCAUUUUAAUAUAAUGGAUUACUACGUUUCAAGAUCCGCCAUAAUUACAUCGGACAUUAUCCGAUUAUCUGACAGCUAUUCUUACAAACGAAACUCUAGACGGAUGACAAUUUAAGUUACAUCCGUACAUGUCUUAGCUAUUAUUCUUAACCACUGAGAAAUAAUGCAUCUUAAUAUGUGGCUGUGAGACCAAACUGAAUUCAAUGUUUCCUUCAAUGCACUUGAUUGAAUGAAUAUAAGUUAUAAAGACAUCUAUUUGAAAAAUUGCAGAAAAACUUACUUGUAGGCAACCCACCUCAGUAUCUCCUUCUUCCCAAUGCUACCAACAAAUAAACACAAAAUACCGAAGACAAUACAGACAUUUACCUGUCCACUUAAAAGACAAUCCUUGCACGGGAAGAUAAUUUUACAAAGUGCGGACUGUUGUGUUUAUAAGUUUCUAGUCAGGAUUGUGUAGAACAAAACACCUUCUGCUUUUUAUCAAUCAAAUAAAGUAAUAAAAUAAUUUAGAAACACUGUGAAUAAUUACGGCUUCAGUUGUGCAUGUAUUUGUAACAAUCCUACACUGCUCAUGACAUGUGUUGGCUAAGUGUUAUAAGGAAUCAAAACACAGAUGAUAAUAAAAUGAAUACAAUCUUAGUUUUAA
This is a messenger RNA of Zootermopsis nevadensis, 7770 nucleotides long. NCBI's taxonomy places the organism in Eukaryota, Metazoa, Arthropoda, Insecta, Blattodea, Termopsidae. The record is from RefSeq and is a predicted model, not a curated record.